Messenger RNA from Protopolystoma xenopodis, 333 nucleotides. Lineage: Eukaryota; Metazoa; Platyhelminthes; Monogenea; Polystomatidea; Polystomatidae. The record is from the annotation of a GenBank genome assembly.
AUGCUCAUCUUCUUUGUCUUCCCACUUCGUCUACUCUUCCUCUUUCCCCUCUCGCGGCGCAGGUGCCUGGUUGAAUCUGACCCACGUGGCUACUUCUUCAUUAUUCAGGUGUCGUCCAGUUGUGCCAAGGGCCAGUUCACAUGUUCGAAUCUCGAAUGCCGUCCGGCAAACAAAUUUUGCGACGGCGUUCCUGAUUGCAACGACGCUUCAGACGAGGAUCCCCUACAUUGCAUUCAUUUCCUCUGGAUUCUGUUAAAGCGAGUCUACGAAGCGGCAGAGGGCGGAAGCCGACAGGGUUCCAUAUCGGCCAGUGGCCAAAUGGCGAAAGUCUGA